AUGCCUCUAAUCCGAAAGCGAAGAGCAACCGACCAAGUCCCAGACUCAGACUCGGGCGAAGUCUCAUCCCGCCGCCAAAGACCACGAAGCUCAUCGCCCGAAGCCGAAAUGUCCGACGACGCAGCGCCCGCGUCCUCGACAAACGCAAUGAUCCAGAAAAUGGUCCGCCUCGCACUUUCAAGCGAGUACUCGCGUCUACCGAUCCGGCGCGCCGACAUCAGCGCCAAAGUCCUCGGCGAGCAGGGCUCACGACAGUUCAAGACAGUUUUCGAGAGCGCACAGCGCGAACUACGAGAAACAUUCGGCAUGGAAAUGACGGAGCUCCCGGCGCGUGAGAAGACAACUAUUACACAGCGACGAGCACCCUCCACAACGACCGAAAGUACCUACACAGCCUUAUACACAUUUGUCAUCGCCGUGAUUGCUCUCAAUGGUGGAACGCUAGGCGAUCAGAAACUUGAACGAUACCUUGUGCGCAUGAACGCGGACCAGUACACGCCUAUUGACAAGACGGAGAAACUUCUUCAACGGCUGUGCAAGGAAGGGUAUAUCGUCAAGUCGCGGGAGAUGGAUGGCGGCGAGGAGAUCAUUGAGUAUAUGGUUGGACCGAGGGGGAAGAUUGAGGUUGGGAGUGGGGGUGUUGCCGGGCUUGCGAGAGAGGUUUAUGGGCUUGCAGAGGGGACGGAGGAGAGUGAAGAGUUUGAGGUCAAGUUGAGGAGAAGUCUUGGGAUUGGUGGGGAUGUGACGGAGAGGAGAAGGGAGGAAGAGGAAGAGGUGGAGGAUCGCGCUAAUGGGACGGGGACGGGGACUGGAAAUAGAAAUGGAAUCGAAGAGAGAGUUGCGCCCAGGAGGUCGAGGAGAGUCGAGCAGGAGAGUUCGUCUUCUGAAGAGGAGGAAGGCAGUGAAUCUGAUUGA
This is a messenger RNA of Penicillium maclennaniae, 915 nucleotides long. Its product is annotated as MAGE domain-containing protein. The coding region runs from base 1 to 915 and encodes 304 amino acids. The record is from RefSeq and is a predicted model, not a curated record. Gene Ontology annotation, cellular component: nucleus. The transcript is spliced from 3 exons. NCBI's taxonomy places the organism in Eukaryota, Fungi, Ascomycota, Eurotiomycetes, Eurotiales, Aspergillaceae. Gene Ontology annotation, biological process: DNA repair.